Symphalangus syndactylus (siamang) is the source of this 3026-nucleotide messenger RNA. It is a transcript of the gene SLC48A1, whose product is annotated as solute carrier family 48 member 1. Gene Ontology annotation, biological process: heme transport. The record is from RefSeq and is a predicted model, not a curated record. Gene Ontology annotation, molecular function: heme transmembrane transporter activity; heme binding. Gene Ontology annotation, cellular component: plasma membrane; lysosomal membrane. NCBI's taxonomy places the organism in Eukaryota, Metazoa, Chordata, Mammalia, Primates, Hylobatidae.
AAAAAAAAUGCUAUACCGUGUCAGUUUCAGGGUUCUCAGUUGGGAAGAAGCAGCUGAUAUGGGUCAAGGUGAAGGUCCUCACCUACUCCCCCCCUCAUUCCUGAACAGAAAGGGUUCAGGGUGGAAGAGGAGGCGCUAACUCCCCUGGCACCAGCACUGUGGCCUGCCCCACCCUCACUCCCUGUCACUGAAUGUCAGAGCCAGGCUGGAGAGACAGGCACAGAGCCAGACAGCCUGGGAACCUGUCAGACCAGUUCCCUUGGGCCAUAGCUAAGGUGUCAAGCUAGGGCUGCUUGUGGUGGGACAGGGGAAGGGUGCAUGGGGCUGGGGUGAUGCCUUCAGGUGUCAGUUACUGUUUGCAGCAAGAGAGAAGUGUAGCAUGGUGGUUACGUGGUUAUGAGCUUGGACUCUGCAGCCAGGUUGCCUGGGACCAAAGCCCAGCUUUACCACUUAGCAGCUGCGUAACUCUGAACCUGUCACUUAACCUCUCUGUGGCUUCGUUUUCACAUCUAUAAAAUGGAGAUGAUGACAUUAGUACCUAUCUCACAGGGCUGUUGUGAGAAUUAUUUGGUGUGAUAAAGGCAAACCUCUUUCAAUAAUGUCUGGCACAUAAGUACUGUAUAACUAUUAGCUACUACUAUUAUUUGGAUAGGUUGAAUGAAAGUGUGUUCUCGGAGUUACAAAAUAGGGCCACUUCCCCAAGAACAGUUACACAAAGAGAAUCAUCUCAGACUUCCCUGAACUAGGAGAACCCACCAGAGGUCACUCUGAUCUUGCCCCUGCCCCUGGACAUCAGACAAGAUCUCACCUCCCCCUCUUAUUUUCCAAAAAUGUUCUUCCAUCCCAUUCCAGUGUCACCUUUGCAAUAGCUGUUAGGUCUUAUCUUAGUCUGUAUCUAACUGCAAGCCCGCCUACUGUAACCCGCUUUCAUUUUCUCUUGUCCUGCUCUAGGUAGGAACAGAAAGAGCUGUCUUCAGACUUCUUCUCUGGGAGGUUGGUGGGUUUUCCUCUCGGCUUUCGAAGAGGGAGGUCUGGCCUCAAUAACUGGCAGUGCUGUCUUCCUGGGACUCGGGCUCCACCCCUUCACCAUGGGCGUGCAUGCUCACAGCUGACACUCAUUCCCUCAUGGAAGCCUUCCCUGGGCUAAAGGCAUCAUCAAGAGGUCAUCUGCUGUGUCCACACAUUAAGAAACGCUGGUGGAGUUUUAAAUGCCUCUCCGGGGAAGGAAGAAAGCCUGAGAAUGAAUCUGAUCUCAGACCCAAAUCCAUUCAACCAAGUUCUGGUAAUUUGGAAGAAGGAAGAGCAACCUGGAAACUGGCAGGAAAGGAUGACAAGUUGGGAGCCACAGGGGUGCUGGCACUGUGGGUCCUGGUGACACACGUGAUGUACAUGCAAGAUUAUUGGAGGACCUGGCUCAAGGGGCUGCGCGGCUUUUUCUUCGUGGGCAUCCUCUUCUCGGCCGUCUCCAUCGCUGCCUUCUGCACCUUCCUCGUGCUGGCCAUCACCCGGCAUCAGAGCCUCACAGACCCCACCAGCUACUACCUCUCCAGCGUCUGGAGCUUCAUUUCCUUCAAGUGGGCCUUCCUGCUCAGCCUCUAUGCCCACCGCUACCGGGCUGACUUUGCUGACAUCAGCAUCCUCAGCGAUUUCUGACCCAGGGGGUGAGGUCUCUGCACCCUGGGUGGGCCUUAGGACCUGGACUCAGCCUCUGAGACGUUGGGAGAGGCUACUUCCACCCCCUGGGGACGCCAGAACUGUGGCAGAAAAUACACAGCAGGACGAGUCUGGUCUCCCAGGAAGCUGUCCUGCCCAUCCCCUUUCGAGGAAACCCGAGUGUGGUAGAGAGGGAAUCCUGCCAUGUUGCUCAUCCGCCUGGCCAGAGGGCGGCUUUAGACCUUUUCAAAUGGAUGUUUUCUUUUCUUUCUUUCCUUUUUUUUUUUGAGAUGGAGUCUUACUCUGUCACCCAGGCUGGAGUGCAGUGGUACGAUCUCGGCUCACUGCAACCUCCACCUCCCGGGUUCAAGCAAUUCUCCUGCCUCGGCCUCUCAAGUAGCUGGGACUACAGGCAUCUGCCACCAUGCCCGGCAAAUUUUUGUGUUUUUAGUAGAGACAAGGUUUUGCCAUGUUGGCCAGGCUGGUCUCAAACUCCGGACCUCAGGUGAUUCACCCGCCUCAGCCUUCCAAAGUGCUGGGAUUAUAGGCAUGAGCCACUGUGCCCGGCCUGGAUCUAUUUUCUUAGCAAGCAGUGAGGAAUCUUUGUACAUAAGGCCAGGGCAACAAAGUCAAGAGGUCAAGGGGUAGGGCCGUGAGGCCUGGACCGAUGCUGCAGGCACGGGUUUCCAUCCCUGCUGCCCUAGGCACUCUCUUCCCAAGGCCAGGGUGGGCACCUGGGGAGGUCAGUUCAGGAAUAUCUAGCAGAGACCUCUUAAGCCCCCAUCCCAGCACCCCAUCCUGUCGUUCCCAGAGCUGGUCUCCCAUGAGUGUGCUAGAGCCAGAUAGCCGUGGCCCCCCACCCAUCUCACUCACACACACAGGCAUCCAUACACCCCAGAAGACUUCCCAAAUGAGGCCAGACUCAGGGUCACGGGGAAUGUGCUUCUGCCCCUGUAAGGGCUUUGGGGAAGGGGGCAACAUGGUAGAGGCUAGAAGGAGCCCCCAAACCUGUGCCCAUGCCCCUCCAGCCCUGCAUUUCCACUCUGCCUUUUCAGAGUGCCCUUACUGCACCCAGAUCACCGGCCAGGAGAGACCUUCUCUCCCACUCCAGCCCCUCUCACUGCCCUUCAACUAGAGCUUUCCCCUUUUUACAUUUCCCUUCUGAAGGACACAAAUCUGCUUUUCUGCCCAUACACUGGCCCGAGGGCCCACCUAACUCGGGAGGGAAGGGGCUGUUGUUACAAGGAUGAUUUUCUGUUAGACUGCCAUUUUGCACGGUCUCCCCCUUCCCACCUGAUGUGUCCUGCCCCUCAGCUCUUUGCCUUAUCUGUGUCACUGUCACUUUAGCAAAAAUACAGCGGCCAUUUGUAUCA